This is a messenger RNA of Suillus subaureus, 1185 nucleotides long. RefSeq lists its product as uncharacterized. Bases 1 to 1185 code for a protein of 394 amino acids. The record is from RefSeq and is a predicted model, not a curated record. The transcript has 7 exons. NCBI's taxonomy places the organism in Eukaryota, Fungi, Basidiomycota, Agaricomycetes, Boletales, Suillaceae.
AUGUCCAAAUAUUCUCACCUGCUAUCAAAAAUGGGUGCAUCAGAAGACAUUGCCUGUCAAGAGACAAAUCUGGGGUUCUGCCAAAAGCAAGAUCUAGCCAUGCCUGCUUCAAUAAGCCACACAGCAAAGGUUAGGGUGUGCUCUGGUGGUAGUAAGGAUGUCGUCAAGGUAAAGACAACUGCAGCAAACCUCCGAAAGAUGGGUGUUGGAUCAAUCUUAAUGGUGACUGUUGGAGUUCUCAAGCUUGCUGUAUCCAAGGGACCCAAUGGCAACAAUCUGCAGAUUGUACCAGGCAUGACAAAGAGUGACAUUGAUGGAUAUCUGCACACUCUCUUCCCUCGUCUCUUCAAUUACCUCGAGAACCAUGAUGAUGAUGGCAGGAAUAAUUCAAACUUGACACUGGCAGGUACCAUGCUUGAAGUGGACCCAGAUUCUUUUGAUGAUUUGAUGAAUGAAGUUGCAGAGGUGGAGGACAUAGGCACUGUUGGAAGCAAUGAUAUGGAUGAGUCUGAGAAUGAGGUGUCAGUGCUCCCAAAGGGAAAAGACUCUCCUAAUCUUAAAAAACAAACUCAAUCCAGUGGUGCCAAGCUGUUUGCAACUUUCCUUAAUUCCAACUUGGAUUCUGAUGUUGAACUGGUGGAAGAUCAUAGCCAUAAAGGUGAAAGGACAAAAGUGCCACCAAGGGUCAGAUUUGAGAAGUACUACACUGGCAGGCACUGGUAUAGAAUCAUUAAAUUAUCACCAACCUCAGUGGCACCUGCAGUCAUGUUAGAUGUUCCUGCAGCAAAGUCCACUUUGGAGAAUUUGGAUGGUGAUGAGAGGUGCAGUGUGGCACAGAUUGAUAUGACAUGGCUGGAAUCAGAGCUUGAGACAUUGGAAGAUGUUGGUUUGAAUGAGAUCCUGCCAGCUGAAGACAAACCAGCCUUGAACAUGUUGCUGGAAGACUCAAAAUCAAGCACACUGCUUGCCAGUGUCAUACCAGUGGACAAAUACUAUAGUGACUUCAGUAUUCCUGAAGAACAUAUGCUAGUACCCUCUGCAUCCAAGUCUAGCAGUACCUCAACAACUACUAGUACUACUGCCAGUGCUUCCACCUCAGUUUCUUUGACUCAUGCAGCACACAGGCCUAGGGAUCUUGGUUUUGGUUGUUCACAGAAUCUGCAGGCACUGAGUAAUGUCCCCUGA